AUGUCCAAUAUUUCUCCUGGCCUCCGCAACCGGUUUGCUGGUAUUGAGCUAGAAAUGCAAGUCGAAGGGAAGCUGCCAAAAAAGCCGAUUUCAAAAUCCACGAGCUAUAAUCUUUCGAGUUCCACGUCUUUCACAACACCAUGUAAGGCCCCGCAGCUAUCGACUGCUAAGAGAGCCGACUCAAGGACAUCAUCUGCGUCAAAAAUCACGAGUAGCGCUCCUUCAGUCUCAAAACGGCCACAGCCUAAUACCAACAGGAAUUCUUGUCAGAUAUCGCCUUCUCAAGGGCGAGAAAACAGAACAGCCAGGAACCAAGAUAUGCUGCAGUUUUCAUUCAUGCGAGAAACAUCUUCUUCGCGCAAGAAACAGUCAACCAUGCCUAUGUUUGACAAACCUUUUACCCAUACCCGUUCUACAUCACAUUCAGAUCUAAAUCAAAGAAAAAAUUAUGCACAACAUUCUGGGAAGAAACGUUUAAUGCUGAAGAAUUUGAGACCAGCUGAUAUAACGAAUAACUACACUUCCUCAAACAAUGCACUGGGCCUUGAAGUUUCCCAGUAUUACGCGACAGAUAUAUCUAAAAACGCAAUGAAAUCAAAGGGAGAAGAUGUUUACACCAGACUUUACAAUAGUGCAUCAAAAUCCAGAGAAAGACUCCCGGAUUUGCGGGUUGAUGUCCCCAACAAUACUCCUUUCGAUUUCAGACUGAAGCCCGAGACCCCCAACUUCACCAAAUCAAGAUCACUUAACAAUUUUGUCGAGGUUAAGCAAACUUCUUCACUAGAUCCAAGGAUGCGAAAACCAAAUAAGGUGCGAACCGUCUUCGAUUUCUGCCAGCUUGUUUAUGAGUCAGAGCCACAACUCUUCGAAGACUCUCACUCUCUUGAUCUGUUGUUACACCCCAACGAACCUAUUCUGCCGCAUGAAUUUAUUGACUCCCGCCAAGCUCGAGAUCUUUCUAUUUUUGAACGAGGUGAGAUUAUGAGGGCCUCCACGAUUUACUACGUUCCUGAGCGUUAUAGUGCUGGGAAAAGAAAUAUGGACGUAACAUUGAACAACUCACAGAAUAAUUAUGGAUUCGAUGACCUGCGUGGAAAUUAUAUCAUAAGCAUGAAUGAUCAUAUUGAUUACAGAUAUGAGAUCAUAAAAACAUUGGGAACAGGCUCAUUUGGUAGCGUUGUGCUUUGUAUUGAUCACAAAUACGCUUCUGAAACCAAAAUCCGCAAAGUCGCUAUAAAAAUUAUAAAGAAUAAGCUUGAUUGGUCUCUCCAAGCUGUCAGCGAGAUAAAGAUACUCAAACACCUUAUGAAAGCUCUGAAUGGUCCUUUCGAAGACUUCAUCCUCAAUUAUUGUGACCACUUUCAUUUCAGAGGCCAUAUGUGCAUAGUCUCCGAGGCACUAGCAAUUAACUUAUACCAGUUUCUGAAGCUCAACUACCAUAGAGGGGUGUCAUUGAGAGUUACGAAAUACAUCACUAAAAAAAUACUUGAAGGUCUAACAUUUAUCCAUAAAAUGAACAUUGUUCAUUGCGACAUCAAGCCAGAAAACAUCAUGGUUGAGUUUCCGGCGGAUUUUGAACCUCUACUUACAAACCGGAACGUAGAUCUCAAAGUGAAGAUCAUUGACUUCGGUUCGUCUUGCUUCAAGAACGACACCAUGUACACCUACAUCCAAUCAAGAUUUUACCGUGCACCUGAAGUUAUUUUUGGCACAGAAUAUGGACCAGAAAUAGAUGUAUGGUCUGUAGGGUGUCUUGCCGCCGAGCUUUUCACAGGAUCACCAUUGCUACCUGGAAAAUCGGAAAUUGAGCAAAUAGCAUACUUCUUAGAGAUGUUUGGAGCACCCUCAAGCAAAUUUGUUUUACGCGAACGAAAUCUUCUCCAAAAAGCACUACAAGUUAAGGGACUCAGGGUGUUGUCGAAUCCGCAGGCUUCGGAUGCCGCACCGUUUAUCCCAAGUCCAAAAGAUGAACGCAAGCUUAGGCGCACACCUCUUUUCUCCCUCUUUGGGAUUGAUGGAAAAAUCAAUUUGCAGGCAGUUACAUUACAGCUCCAAGGAUCUUCAUCUGAAACACGGGAAUCCCAUCUGCAGUCUCCAACUCACUUUAGACGCAAUGUCAAAGUCAGUUCACGGCCACUAGAUGUAACAUUGAGAUUGCCGACCUCAAGCGAAGAUCGAAUCGAUCAGACAAAUUUUCAGAGUUUCCUUGCUUCGAUUUUUUGCUGGGACUAUAAAGAUCGCGCUUCGUCAUGCCAACUUCUCAGUUCUGCAUUCUUGGAUCGUACCCCCAGUUUUUCGUGA
Molecule: messenger RNA, 2301 nt
Organism: Australozyma saopauloensis
Lineage: Eukaryota; Fungi; Ascomycota; Pichiomycetes; Serinales; Metschnikowiaceae
Exons: 1
Coding region: 1-2301 (766 amino acids)
Biological process (GO): peptidyl-threonine phosphorylation; peptidyl-serine phosphorylation
Cellular component (GO): cytoskeleton; cytoplasm
Molecular function (GO): ATP binding; protein serine/threonine kinase activity
Source: RefSeq, a predicted model, not a curated record